CUCCACCAAGCCCGUCCAUCCAUCCUUUCCACCUCCAUGUCGCCUCCUGACAGUACAGUACGCAUUUUGGACCACUAGAUACCCGGUCCGUUCUAUCAAUUCCAAGCUUUUGUUUUAUGAUUCUUUUUUUUUCUUCCCUUCCCUCUCUCUCUCUUUUCCCUACUCAGUUUCCCAAACAAUCCUCCAUUUUUCCUUCUUUGUUCGCCGAAGUGGGACGUCUAUACCCACACCGUUCCAGACGCUCCUUUGACCGAACGCAAUCGUAUCGCUGUCCAGCGCCUGCGCAUCGCAUCGCAUCGCACGUAGCCGCCUCUUAGUCAUUGGCCGAGAUAGGCUUGCUCUUCGACUCGGGCACAGCGCACACUCCCGCUUCCCACAACAGAUCACCAGUCACACCAGACAGCCUCCGGCCUGGCCCACAGUACGGAGUAGUCUGAGACUUGUGUGCUCCAAGGAAGCUCGUUUGUGUCGUCGCCGAACCUACCGAGUCCCCACCGAAGCCACAGAAGAAGAGAAACCACCAGCGACCACCAGCAAGAGCACUGUACCCUGCCUGCCUCUCCCGUCCACCACCACACCCUGGGACGUAUCCAUCCUGCUCCUCAGGCCAGCACCGCGUCUCAUGGAAGUAAUACGGCUGCGACCUUCCUAAAGCAUCAAGGGCCGAAUCGGACAAGGCACGCGGGUCCGAUCGGCUGAACUGAGGCGCGCCGCUCCUGCUACCCACACGCCGGGAGACGGAGAGCCCUCUAAAAACAAGUGUACAAACACGCAGUGCACAAAUGGCUUACAACGGAGGAUAUCCCGCCCCGCGUGCAUUCAACGGGCCAGGAGCUCCACGGCCGCCACCCCAGCGCCAGUACACUCCUGCGCCGGCACCCCAACAGUACGACCAGCAGUACGACCAGUACCAGGAUGACUACGGUCAGGGAUAUGAUGGGUACUACGAUCAAGGCUAUGGACAACAGUACGACGACAGGAACUUUGCCCCGCGAGGCCCGCCUCAGCGAGAUCCUUAUGGCCCAGGCCCUGGUGGUCCGCCGAGAGGGCCACCUGUGAACGGAGGACGCGGCGGUCCCAUGAGGCCCCCGCCUGGCAGAGUAUAUCCUCCUAAUGGUGCGCCGGGCCGAGGAAGGCCUCCCCACGUCGGGGCUCCUAAUUCUGAUCCUACCAUGAACCGCUCAAGACAGCCCAUCUUACCCCCUCGAAAAUCCCCAGGAGAGCCAGGAUUUGGCGACAGCCCAUUCCCAACAUUCCCAGGCCAGGAUCGUAAGACAAAUCUGGACCAGGAACAGCAGAUUCUCAGCCAAAUGGGCGCUCUGGAUAUUGACAACAAGAAAAAAGUCCCGAAAGGCAGGGCCCCAACGCGUGGCGCUUCCGAUGACGACUAUGGUCCCCGGCCGUCCAUGGACUCCCAGCGAGGCCCUCCUCCACCGCGCAACUACCCGCCGCAGGGUUACCCAGAGCAACGACGAGGACCGCCGCCCGGCCGAGGAGGCUACGGUGAAUACCCCGAGCCUGGCUUCGGGCCACCCUCGAGGACAAUGACGAUGCCAUCGAACAUAGGAGGCAUGCAGGAGAUGGCGCCGCCACCGCACCGGUCAGACUCUGCGCCUUACGGUCCAUCUGGUCAAGGAAUGCAUCCGCCGCGACCCUCAACCGCGUCAGGCCACCGCCCGCCGCCGCAACGUAUGCCUCCGCCAAACCAACCAGUGCCGGGCUAUGGUGGCCAGGGCUAUGACUACGGCGCGGAUGAGGGUUACGGAUAUGACGACUACUACAACGAGUACUAUGACGACCAAGGGCCGAAUGGCUAUCAGCAGCAGCCGCCGCAUGAACCUGACAUGCCCAACUUUGACGCGGCUCCUCGGGGUCGCAACUCUUUGGAUCUUUCUAUGCAAUCCGGCGCCCCGGAGCAGCAAAGAGGGCCUGGUCGGAUGCCUGGACUGAACACUGCAAAAUCUCAGCCUGAUCUGCGCCAGCCACAGCAGGCAGUAUUCGAGAUGGCACCUGAUGCGCCUCCGCUACCCCCAGCGGGAGGCCAAGGUGGAUACGCUACCAGGGCUAAUGGCCCGAGUCCUCCUCAAGGAGGCUUUGGUCUCCCCAGCAAUCCCAUGCCGAUCCGCCCAGGCCACCAGCAGACGCCGCCGAACGCCAACCCAGACGCACUGCCGUCGCAUCCCUUGCCGGUGAGAGCAGGCCACAUGCAGGGUUCUCUGGUCAACAACAAGCCACCACCAGUCCGCAACUAUGGCGGUACUCCCACUCCGGCGCCGGCACCAACGCCUGCACCAGGCCCAAUGCAAGGCGGUGGGGCGCCUCGCGCUGCUCCACAGGCAGAGCCCCCUGUAACGACCGAGGAGCUGGAGCGUCUGAGAAAUACCGUCAAGGUGAACCCGCAGGACCAAGCUACAGCGCUGCGUCUGGCUAAGAGACUGUUACAAGCCGCUGAUGUUCUUGUGCCGAAUGUGGCGGAUCCAAAGUCCCGCCAACGAGCCCGUGAUCGUUACGUCCUGGAUGCGCAGAAGAUCUUGAAGAAGUUGUCGAAUGCUGGCAACGCUGAUGCGAUGUUUACACUGGCGGAUGGGCUGGGCAAGGGGCUAUUUGGCUCGGAGCCUGACAACAAGGAAGCAUUUACCAUGUACCAGUCUGCAGCAAAACUCGGCCAUGCGGCAGCAGCCUACCGUACGGCCGUGUGUUGCGAGAUUGGCAACGAAGAAGGGGGUGGGACUCGAAAAGACCCACUGAAGGCCAUCCAGUGGUACAAACGUGCGGCCAUGCUCGGCGACACACCGGCAAUGUACAAGGUGGGGAUGAUACUGCUCAAAGGGCUGUUGGGGCAGCAGAAGAACCCUCGCGAGUCCAUUGGCUGGUUGAAGCGUGCGGCAGAAAGCGCGGACAGCGAAAACCCACACGCGCUGCAUGAGCUGGGUCUGUUGUACGAGUCUGCUGGGCCGAACGACGUUAUCCUGCGUGAUGAGCCGUAUGCUUUCAGAUUAUUCAAGCAGGCGGCAGAUCUGGGAUACAAGUUUAGCCAGUACCGCCUGGGAUGCGCGUAUGAGUAUGGGCUGCUCGGUUGUCCCAUCGACCCGAGACUCUCGAUCAUGUGGUAUUCGAAAGCGGCGGAGCAGGGUGAGCACCAGUCGGAGCUUGCGCUUUCCGGUUGGUACCUGACAGGUAGCGACAACGUGCUCGGCCAGAAUGAUACCGAGGCGUACCUCUGGGCGCGCAAGGCCGCGAUGGCUGGCCUUGCCAAGGCGGAAUACGCAAUGGGCUAUUUCACUGAGAUGGGCAUCGGCGUUCCUGCAAAUAUGGAGGAUGCGAAGCGAUGGUACUGGAGAGCAGCAGCCCAGGAUUUUCCGAAGGCCCGCGAGCGCCUCGAGGAGCUGAAGCGGUCGGGUAAGAACGGCCCGCGGCAACGAGAGCGCAUCACCCGGAGCAAAAUCGGGCAACAAAACGAGGGCGAGUGCAGCGUGAUGUAGGGCGUCACAGCUGCACCUGAUCUCUCUGCGCGUGCUGGACCCGAAUUUGCAGUGCCGGCAGCACGGGAUGUGGAAGCUGGCGGCAUGACCGUGGCUGCGUAUCGAAGCUUGCAUGGUCUCGCGUGGCUGGCAAUGGAAAGGAAGAACCCAGGGCCGGGUCACCAGGGACGCCCCGGUACGCCUACAACUGCGCCUCGUGUUCGGGCGGCAGAGAGACCGCCCGCGAUUACUGGGAUACACAUAAAUGGCACGCUGGGUAUGCCACGGAUGGCCUCAGAGCCAUCGCAAAGCCGCGGUGACCUCGUGAGGGAGAGAUACCAAGCACUGGAGGAAUUGCAGAGGAGCAAGAGCCUACAACGAAGCCUCAACCGGCCGACGAUGCUAUCUGCGAUGAGAAGCUUCAGUUACGAGCUUCCGACACAGAUGGCUGAGAUGGAGCGCAUGAGCAACCAGCGCACCUCUCCGCCCCCACCCCCACCGCCAUAUUAGACACCUCCCUCGCCAAACACAGCAUCAGCGCCAUCUAGGCCAACCACUCCUCGAGCCGAACGAGACGGGAGGGCGACAUCUUUGAGCGCGUGCUCUGUAUUGAUCGGCGAGCACAGUGGUCCGUGGACAACGCGUCUUACAAAUGCGUGAGCAAUUUGUUCUCUUUAUGCCGCGUGCCAGACACACAUGCUUUCUAUUCUGCCUAUUUUCACAUAAUUGCAUCGGAUUGGCUUGCAUUUACGGAAGGGGAACUCGCACAAGGCGUACGGUCAGGUCAUGAACUCAAUUUUGGCGGGAAGAGAAAAUAAAAGCGGGCAGGACUGGCAUCUUGCGGAUCAUACUAUUAAGACAGAGACUUGAGAGUGAUGAUAAAAGAGCGCGUUGCCCAGGAAACCCACCUGCCUACUCGUAGUAGUCUAGUUGAUAAUCUUUGGAAAUGCAAAACUGAAGCUGGAUUGAGCUUGCA
Diaporthe batatas is the source of this 4437-nucleotide messenger RNA. RefSeq lists its product as uncharacterized. Lineage: Eukaryota; Fungi; Ascomycota; Sordariomycetes; Diaporthales; Diaporthaceae. Bases 783 to 3482 code for a protein of 899 amino acids. The record is from RefSeq and is a predicted model, not a curated record. The transcript is spliced from 3 exons. Gene Ontology annotation, molecular function: protein binding.